AUGCCGAAGAACUUCGUGCUGCCCGCCGGGCUUAAGCCUUACGAAGGAUUCGGCGAUCCUCGUGUCCACAUCAAGAAGUUUCAAUCCAUGAUGUUCUUUAACGGUGCCUCUGACCCUGUACUUUGUCGAUCUUUUCCGACUUAUUUGGAUGGGACUGCUUUACUUUGGUUUUCUAAAAUUCCUGCAGGUUCAAUCUCUUACUUUGAGGAAUUGGCAAGAUCCUUCAUUGACUAUUUUGCAGCCUCGAGAAUAUACGUGCACGGCUCAGACUAUCUCAGCACCAUUAAGCAAGGUCAACAUGAAAGCCUAAAGGACUACAUGACACGGUUCACCAAGGUGACCAUGGAAAUCCCAGACCUCGACCCCAAAGUGCAUCUCCAUGCGUUGAAGAGUGGCUUUAGACUAGGCAAAUUCCAGGACACAAUAGCCAUAACUAAGCCGAGGACAUUGGAGGAGUUUCGUGAAAAGAUGGCUGGCCAGAUGGAGAUCGAAGAACUUAGAGAAGCUCGGCGAGUUGAUAAGCAACAACCUCGCCGGGAAGAAGAAAAACAUAACAAAGCACCGAAUCAAAAGGAGCACAAGAAGCCAUUCAAGUUAACACCAAAAUUCGAUGCUUACACCCAAUUCAAUACCAAAAGGGAAGACAUCAUCAAGGAGAUAUUAAAUGCUAAGAUCAUCAAGCCACCGAGCAGAGCUUGUUCAUAUCAAGAUCAAAGAUAUGUUGAUAAGUCAAAACACUGUGCUUUCCAUCAAAAGUUUGGCCACACCACCGACGAGUGCGUAAUCGCCGAAGAUCUACUUGAAAGACUGGCCCGACAAGGCCACCUCGACAAAUACAUAGGAAAGAGGAUACAGCAAAGUCAGAAGAACACAGCCGAACUUCAAACAGAACAAAACCCGAACACCACCGAAAAGAUCAGGUGCCAACCUCCACCAACAAGAGGAGUCAUUAACUGCAUCUCAGGAGGUUUUGCAGGAGGAGGACAUACUAACUCAACAAGAAAGCGUAGCUACAGGGCGAUGUUAAUGGUCCAAAGUACAGACGAAAUAGCUACACCUAAGACGCCUGUACCUACCAUAUCAUUUGAACGGUCCGACCUUCAGGCAAAGGCCACCAACCUCGACGACCUUGUGGUCAUUUCAAUUCAAGCAGGUGAUCUCCUGGUCAAGAAAGUGCUACUCGAUCCUGGCAGCAGUGCAGAUGUCCUAUUCUACUCCACCUUCCAGAAGAUGAAGUUAAGCGCAAACACAAUGACCCCAUCCUCAGGGGAACUAGUGGGAUUCUCAGGGGAGCGGGUAUCUAUCCUCGGGAGCGUCUGGUUAAAAAUAACGAUGGGAGAGCCUCCCUUGUUCGAGACGAAAGACAUACAGUUUCUAGUAGUUGAUUGCCCUAGCCCGUAA
This is a messenger RNA of Arachis ipaensis, 1401 nucleotides long. RefSeq lists its product as uncharacterized. NCBI's taxonomy places the organism in Eukaryota, Viridiplantae, Streptophyta, Magnoliopsida, Fabales, Fabaceae. The record is from RefSeq and is a predicted model, not a curated record.